Molecule: messenger RNA, 1971 nt
Organism: Pseudovirgaria hyperparasitica
Lineage: Eukaryota; Fungi; Ascomycota; Dothideomycetes; Acrospermales; Acrospermaceae
Exons: 1
Coding region: 1-1971 (656 amino acids)
Source: RefSeq, a predicted model, not a curated record
AUGGCUGCCGACGCCGCUGCACAGCACGGCCACGAGUUCUCCACGCCCACUUCCACCUCUCCGUCCCUCGACUCGCCUUCCAUUCCUCUGCAUCGCUUCGCCCUCAACGCCCUCCUCUCUGCCGUCUCCUUCCAGAAACCUCCUCCGCCAGACACCCUCCCAGAAAAGGUUGUGCUUCACACCGAUCCAUCCCACACACAUACUGCCCGCAAGAGCAUGAUGCUAAGAGACUCCGAUACCCUCUCUCACGCCAGUGAAGACGUCGUCUCCAAUGCCUCCACCGCCGACGAUGACCCGUCAAGACAAAAGACUCGUUCCUCUCGCUCAAAGUCGGUCUUCAAUCUCGCCCACCCUCCGCCAGGCCCUCGCCAGCGACAGAAGCUCCAUGUCAGGCCUCGCGUGCUCCUACAGCUACACAAGCUGACGCCCGGUUCUCGUCCACGGCCCGAAUUCGAGGUCGUUCCCUCCACCCGCUGUCCCGUUCGAUUCGCCCGGAAACUCGGUCGUAUAUUCAAGGCCAUAGAAAAGCUUGGGCCCGAUGAUGUCGUCGUCAUGCGAUCGGACUCGUAUGGCCCUAUCGACGAUAAUGAGAGCUUGGACGACGACACCCCAGAAGGAGGCGAGCCGGUUGGUGUGGUUUGCGUGACGAGGAGCCAGGACGGCAAGAGCACGCGCACGGAGAUAUGCAUGGAUGACAACUCGGUGUGGAAUGUGACGCAACUGCGGAAUGGGAAUUACGAGUUCACCUCGACCGAUCAUCACGGCCUCGAGCUCAAGGCUCGAUGGGUAGUGCGUGCCCCGAAGCGCAGGAUGUCCUCGCAGUCCAUAGCUCGUGUCUCGGCACAGACGCUCGCUCCGGAUCAGAAGAAGAAAAAGUUCAAUUUCAGCACAAUCAGUGCCGACUCCAGACGCCAUCCAGUCAUCGCCUCCAUGACGCCCAAGAAGUUGGAAAUCAUGCAUCAGUAUUCAGUCCCAGCAAAAGCAGAUACAUCGCCGGGUCAGACACCCCAAGAAUCCCCUACCGCCGCCUUCCUCGACACCGGCUCUGGCUACCUCGAGUCGCAGAACCUGGAUCUCAAAGACAUGGCCUUUACCGACGACGCCUUGCGUAAAUUCAUCAUCGUUUCGGGCGUCUAUGUUGCCUUUUGCGAGAAUUGGUCAACAGCUUUCCGCUAUGCCCAGCCUGCUGCUGCUGCUGCCGACUCAACGACAACACUCGAUGGAUCAGCCGCCGCGCCUGCUGGGCUUGCGUCGCCGCCGCCGCAACGCAGAGUUUCCCUGCCCAUCUCCGACACUGCCAGCGUUCUGAGCAGCUCGACAAGCUCGGAAGAGCCACGCCGAACCUUUCCACGCCUCUUCCGAUCACCCACGACCUUGCGCAGCCAGACCAUCACCGCCACCAAUCAUUCUGCAACAGAGACUGCGCCUGCCGCCCCUACCAGAGUCUCGACGCUUCCCACCACCUUCGCUACGCGCCGCUCAACCUCUACUGGCUCGGUCUACCUGCAACGUGCUUCAAGUAAACGGCAACGGAAGCGGACAUCCUUACCGCCAGAUCUGGCCGAAGCAGACGAGGGGACUGAUUCAGACAAGGAGCAACACACCUCUGCCAUGAGUACUACUACCACUCCCAAGAUUGCAAUUGCACCCCCGCUACCCGCAGCAAGCGAGGAGGAUGAAGAGGCAGAGGUGGAGAAAUAUCAUCAAACACCAUCAAAUCGGCCACCAGACCCCCAAACGACCGUUCCCCGCGCACAUUCUGCAUAUCUCCCGCCCGAAUCGACCAAGAAUCUCUGGGAUUCGGGUGAUUUGUCCGCUUCACUCAGUGCCUGCACCACUCCAAGGAAUUCAAAGUCUCGCCCAACAAGUAUGAUACCCCUGAGCAGUAGUAGUCCUGCUGCGGAGAAAUGUCAGAAAAAGCAUGGGAGCAUCAGACGCCUCUUCAGUGCCUUUCGCAGGGAUCACAAAUGA